Molecule: messenger RNA, 1394 nt
Organism: Anarrhichthys ocellatus (wolf-eel)
Lineage: Eukaryota; Metazoa; Chordata; Actinopteri; Perciformes; Anarhichadidae
Product: carnitine O-palmitoyltransferase 1, liver isoform-like
Exons: 3
Coding region: 139-486 (115 amino acids)
Source: RefSeq, a predicted model, not a curated record
GGCCGUGGUGAGUUCUCUCCUUGUUGAGUGAAGAAAAGCUCGCUUUCUCUGGGUGCGCUCAGCUCGAGAAGAAGGGAGCGGUGCUAACGUCUGAAUCAAAGUCCUUACCUACAAAACUCCUCUAAAGACACUUCAGCGAUGGCGGAGGCCCACCAGGCGGUGGCGUUCCAGUUCACCAUAACACCGGAGGGGAUCGAUCUGCAGCUGUCCUACCAGGCCCUGAACCAGAUCUACCAGUCCGGAGUACGAUCCUGGAAGAAACGAUGCAGCCGCCUGAGGAACCGGGUGAUCAAGGGAGUGUACCCUGCCAGCCCUUCCUCCUGGCUCUUUGUCGUCAUAGCGAUCCUGGCUACCAUGUACAUGCGCUCGGAUCCCAGCAUGGGGCUCAUCACGAUGAUACAGCAGCACCUGCCACUAAGGUACACGGGGACCUCUGCCUUCACCUUCUUAAAGGGACAGUGUAGAGUUUUAAGUGGUGCCGUAUGAGGUGCUUAUUUUACGUAUUUUAGCCACCUAAUAAAAUCAAUAUCCCUUUAAGUGUGCGCUAUUUUUAGACUGUUUUCAUUCGUCAGACAGCCCUCUCUGACGGGGAGCUGAAGCCGCUCUCUCUGCUUCCUCCAAAGGCAACCGGACUCCAUUCACAAAACCUUUUUACCAUGUCAGAACACCAGAGUUGCUGGUCUACCGCUGCCUCAAUCGGUUGGUUUGUUUGUGUUAAUGUGUGACUUUGGUGAACCCGAGCUAACCCGUAAAACACCAAAGUCACACAUUAACACAAUACACACUACAACACUCAACAACAGGAGUCUGGUAGCUUUGAAGAGAGAAUAGAAACUGCCUCCAGAUCCCCGAGAGGGCUGUCUGACGAAUGAAGAUAUUCUAAAUAUAGCGUACACUUAAAGUACUUUCUCUAAACUGGGGGCGUGCCGACGGACAUCUACUGUAGCUAAUACGUUAACUAUGGAUAAAUGCCUCUCACAACCCAAAUUCAAGUGACCCAAAAUAACCCUUUUUAAGUUGGAGGAGAUGGCUGAUCUUUUCUCUGUUGCACAUAAAGCUGGCGAUGUAUUUAAUCAGCUGGAGUUUAAAAUAUCCACAGCAGCAUCUUGGCAUUGCCUUGUGGUCACUCGCGAAGUUUACAUUCUCAAAGAGUUCUUACAAUAACAACACCAUCUGCUUCUCUGACUUUCAAAUUCUGCAUGAUGGAUGCGGAUAAGAAGUAGUAACGCAUGAACGCUCACUCUUAUCGUAUCGUAUCGCACGCUUAUUUUACACGGCUGUCACCGGGUCGCUGCUGUGACUGUGUUGCCGGGAAACGUGAAUGCCUCAGAAAUCCGGUAUUAGUUGCACUUUAGAAGUGCUGCCAGCUGAAAGUGACAGCUCCACUUCAAAAA